Molecule: messenger RNA, 4684 nt
Organism: Anguilla rostrata (American eel)
Lineage: Eukaryota; Metazoa; Chordata; Actinopteri; Anguilliformes; Anguillidae
Gene: tab2
Product: TGF-beta activated kinase 1 (MAP3K7) binding protein 2
Exons: 7
Coding region: 403-2715 (770 amino acids)
Biological process (GO): positive regulation of canonical NF-kappaB signal transduction; positive regulation of protein kinase activity
Molecular function (GO): ubiquitin binding; K63-linked polyubiquitin modification-dependent protein binding
Source: RefSeq, a predicted model, not a curated record
UAUUACUCCGGCCUUAAUGAAUGGUCUUGGCCGCGAUGGGAAAGGGCUUUUCUCAUGAUGAAAAACAGGCUUCAGCCAGGAGAGCCCAUCCAAGUGCAACAGGAUCCGCUGCGGAGGAAAUAACAAAUAACAGCGUAUGGAGGCGGGAGGAGCGGCGUACGGCGCGGCUGUCCUGCGCGGCUGUCCCACGCAUGGCGCCGUAGCGUAGCGUAGCGUACGCCUGCGCGCCUGUGUAACAGCUGGGCGCAGAACUGAAGGGGUUAACGUGGGCAUUCGCAGAUUGCUGCAGUUGUGAGGUUGUGCCUGAGCCGGAAGAUGCUGAACCUGUGGGCGGGGCACUGCCACCACUGAGGCCCUCGGUCUGCUGAACAGAGCCAUCGAUCCUGACCCGGCAGCACACGAAUGGCACAGGGAAGCCACCAGAUUGACAUCCAGGUUUUGCACGACCUGCGCCAGAAGUUCCCAGAAGUGCCAGAGGGUGUUGUGUCCCAGUGUGUUCUGCAGAACAAUAACAAUUUGGAUGCCUGCUGCGAGUACCUGUCCCAGGUGAGCACGGGUUACCUGUACGGCGAAGGAAACCUCAGCUUCUCGGACGACCCGGGCCUGUCCAGACUCCGGAAUCACAUGACCCAGCUGACCCUGGGCCUGCAGUCUCAGAAUGUGCAUGGGCCCGGCCCGCGGGACGGCCUGAGGAUGAACGGCAGCCGGACCCUGUCCCACAGCCUGAGCGACGGGCCCCUCCCGGCGGGGCCCCCCGGCAGCAAGGCCUUCCAGCAGGAGCCCCAGUCGGCCCCCGCGCAGGUGCCCCCCGGCCUGGGCGUCUUCGGCCUCGCCAACCCCCCCGCCGCGGGCCCCGCCGCCGCCGCCCGCAAGCCGCAGCCGCCCCAGCACCUGGGACUGUACCAGCCGAGCGGCAAGGCGCCCCGCUUCAACCCCAUCACCGUCACCCUGGCGCCCAACAUCCAGACGGGCCGCAACACGCCCACCUCUUUGCACAUACACGGCGGCCCCCAGGCCGGGCUGAACAGCCCACAGGGCAACUCCAUCUACAUCCGGCCCUACGUCACCCAGCCCGGCUCCGCCCGCCAGCCCCAGGCCCAGCAGCAGCAGCUCCAGCAGCAGCAGCAGCAGCAGGCGGGCUGGGCCCAGUACAGCCCCACCUCCCAGCCCCAGCAGUUGUACCAGAUCUCCCACCCCCCCGCCCCGCCCGGCUCCUGGGUUCUGCCGUCCCAGCACGGCCCCUCACAUACCUCACCGCACCAGUCGCAGGGCCACCAGACCUCGCACGUCUACAUGCCCAUCAGCUCGCCCACCAACCCGCAGCCGCCCUCCAUCCUGCAGGCCCUGUCCGGAGGCCCGCCCCCGUCCGGCUCCGGCCCCGCCUCCUGCUCCGCCGCCGCCGCCGCUGCCGCCGCCUCCGGCCAGUACAACAUCCAGAACAUCUCCACCGGGCCGCGCAAGAACCAGAUCGAGAUCAAACUUGAAUCGCCCCAGCGGAGCGGCUCGGCCGCCGCCCUGCUGCGCUCGGGGGGCGGGGCCCGCUCCUCUUCCUCCUCCUCCUCCGCCGCCGCCGCCCUCGCCGCCUCGUCCUGCCCCUCCUCUUCCUCCUCCGCCGCCAGCUCCGCCUCGGGCUGCCCCAGCAACCCCCUCUCCAUCGGCGGCGCGGGCCUGAGCCGCAGCCAGCCCACCGUUUACAUUUCGGCCAGCCCGCCCGGCGCCGCCGGCGCCUCCGACGAGGCCGCCGCCGCCGUGCCGCCCUCCGGCUCCCGCUCCCAGCCCAAGUUCUACAUCUCGGCCAACGCCGCGGGGGACGAGGCCGGCGGGCGCAACCCGCCCACCGUCUACAUCUCGGCCAACCCGCCCGCCGGGCCCCGGAACAUGUCGGGCCAGGUGAGCAUGGGCCCCGCCUACAUCCACCACCACCCGCCCAAGUCCCGGGCCUCGGUGGGCGGGGCCGGCUCCGUCACCUCCCCCCGCGUGGUGGUCACCCAGCCCAACACCAAGUACACUUUCAAAAUCACCGUGUCCCCCAACAAGCCCCCCGCCGUGUCCCCCGGGGUGGUGUCCCCCACCUUCGAGCCCACCAACCUCCUCAGCCUGCCCUCGGACCACUUCGCCGAGCCCGACCCGCGCCACCUCUCGGACCCGGUGCACCGGGAGCGGCCCAGCGAGCCCCGCAGGCCCAGCAUGGGCUCGGACGACGCCGCCUACACGCAAGCCCUGUUGAUACACCAGAAGGCCCGCAUGGAGAGGCUCUGGCACGAGCUGGAGCUGAAGAAGAAGAAGCUGGAGAAGUUAAAAGAGGAGGUGAACGAGAUGGAGAACGACCUCACCCGCCGACGGCUACAGAGAUCCAACUCCGUCUCCACCGUCCCCUCCAUUGAGGAAAUGCAGCAGCUGCGAUGCAAGAACCGGAUACUGCAGAUCGACAUCGACUGCCUAACCAAAGAAAUCGAUCUCCUUCAAACAAGAGGACCACACUUUAAUCCCAGUGCAAUUAAUAAUUUCUAUGACAACAUUGGGUUCCUGGGCCCCGUCCCCCCGAAGCCUAAAGGUACUAUAAAUGUCGCAGAGUCCAGUCCCAAGAACCCAAAGACUUUAGCGGAGGCGGCGGAGGAGGACGAGGGAACGCAGUGGAGCUGCACGGCCUGCACCUUCCUCAACCACCCCGCCCUGCACCGCUGUGAACAGUGCGAGUUCCCACGCCACUUCUGAGCCCCUCCUUACCUACCGCCAUCGGCCAUCCAAACCCGCACCCGCUCGGAAGAGGGCUUUUCUUCUCCAGCCACGGGAAGAUAACGGACAGGGUUUUUCAUUUUGUCUUCUGUUUUUUUUUUUUUUUUUUUUUCUCCUUCCAAGAUUUUAUAAUAUCCUUUUUUUGGGAGUAAAUUGCUGUCCAUUGAAGGCCUGACUGGAUAGUGUUUACAGGUUGCAUUACUUAAGAAGCCAGCAGAGCUGAUCAUACCUCACCUUGGAGACGAGCACAUGUGUGGGGGAUCCCCUUCCUGCUUCCUGGGUGACUUUGUCUUGAGGGGCCUCGCGCUUUUUCCCAGUGCAGUAUUAUGAGUGUUACCCCUUCAGUGUGACGGCGAACGUACGAACACACACACACACACACACACACACACACACACGCUCACACACACACACACAUCUCCGAGGUGUCGCUGUGCCUCUCCGCCCGUUCUCCCGUGAAGCCGGGCGGUGGGAGAAGGUCGAGAAGCCGAAGCAGCCGUCGCAGACGCAUCGAAACGGAAGAUCAAGACUACUCUAAGACUAGUUGGUUGACGUUUCCAGAGGACGAUGGGAGUAAUCAAGCAGUGUUCUUGCCUUCUGUCGUCGUCCCUUACUAUUCCCCUCGAACCCAAAGUAAAAAAAACCAAAAAGUAAAAAAAGAGAAUUAAACUGCAUGCAUGUUAUGUACAGGACACAGUGGAAAAAAUACCCUCGAGCUUCUUACUGUACAUAGUUCUAGAAUGUGCUUUAAGUGCCUACUUCCUCACACUAUGAAUCACUUGUAUUUCCUGUGACUAUAGCUUAGUAGACUUGAUAAACCUUUUUUCCCCCUUUUUUUCCCUUGUAAGCUAGUAAGCACGGUGUCCCUUUUAAGCUUUUUACUUGAUAUCUGUGACAAGUGUGAAGCCUUACGUAAAAAGGAAGAGCAAUAAUAUGAACCUAUGCACACACGAACCUUUUUCCCGCUCCGUUCAUCGCUUCUGUAAAUGCUGUAUUUCCCUCCUAUGAUCUGCUGGUGCGGCCACGUCAAAGAAAAUAUGAGUUUUCUCUGAAAUGCCAGAGAUCCCUGGGACUGGCAAAAAAGCCCGUAACGAACGAAUGACAAACUGCCAUCUUAUCUGACAACUGGAAUGUAGGUGUAACGUUGGGGAUUUUUUAGCUUCCACGGCGAGAGACGUGUGCGUUUUUUACGAUGCGAUAUUAUGUAUAACUUGCAUCAAGAUGCAAGCGGUGAGGUUGCAAGACCGACAUGGGGUUGCUUUCUGAAUUAACGAAAUCACAAUUUGCCAAAGGAAGUCAGCUAUUCUGUUUGAAUAAUUUCUCUCUUUAAUCACCGGAUAUUUCUGUAGGAGCAUUGUUUCUUUGUUCAUGUCAAGAAUAUUGUGUUUUUCACCGAGAUGAGAAGACGAAGAGGCAAGUAACGUUUCCCCCCCACUCAAUCCCUCAGUUUUCAUUUGUCCCCUAAAGGUUUUUCAUUAAAACGGUUUGAUGAGGACGGUUUAAACGUUUACCAUUUUUUGGAUUUUUACCUGUAUUUUGGAAUAGUAUUUUUCAGAGAUUUGUGGAGUUUGUCACGCGUUUUGAUAUGCCGCCGCACAUUUUUGUUUUCAAUAGUAUUAUAAUUUCUAUAAAUUAUCUGUGCAGUUGGGUGUCGAAAUGUUUUUGUUUUUUUAAACCCAGUUGCACAAGAUCAUGGAUAUUAAUUCGAUCGAAAGAACUUAAUCUCAGUUGUCUCUGAAGCACUUACAACUUCCUCGUUCAUACGUCACGAAAAAAAAGAAACCCAGCUUUCAGCUUUUUCUGCAGCUCUGUGUGAAGAUCGAGUCGGUUCAUACGUUUUAUUAAAAACUAAUUUGGAUAUCUAAAGUUGUUUUUUGAUUUUAGUUGGGGGAAACUGUCUUUGUAACAGAUAAGUUAUUUGUAAAAAUAAAAAAAAUCUAUUCUGAAA